Messenger RNA from Rubroshorea leprosula, 1542 nucleotides. NCBI's taxonomy places the organism in Eukaryota, Viridiplantae, Streptophyta, Magnoliopsida, Malvales, Dipterocarpaceae. The record is from the annotation of a GenBank genome assembly.
AAAAUUCAGAAGGAACAGGCAUCAAGCACCAACCUGAGACAGUUUUCUCUUACCAUAUCUCUUCCUCAUUUUUUCUAGAUUAGUUCUCUUUGCCUUCUAAUUUUUCUCAAUUUUCGAAGAGUUUUUUCUGAAUCACCUGUGUUUCUUAGUCUGCAAAAACCAUACACAAGGACAAGCAUGUUGGCCUCACUAUUCAACAAAUAAAGAAGGCGGGAGGACUAGAAGCUUUAUCGAAGGAUGCCUCUUCGCUUUGUGUUGCUGCUGGCUGUGCGAGUCUUGUUUCACUUAACAUAGAGGCAGUGUAAUUAAGGCCGUUUGCAGAAGACAGAGCCUGUUUAAUGUCAUCUGUGAUAAAGUUGUAUGAGGACAAUUACACAGGUGUUAUUUUCAGCAAUAAAACCACGUUGAAUUAUGAUGGUAUUAGCUCACUUCUGCAGUGAUUCUUAUUGUUCAUCCAAAAAUAGAUCCAAGAAAUUAAGGGGAAAUGACGAUACCAAGGAAACAACAUAUGAAUGUAUAAAACAAACGUACAAACACUCAAUGCUGGUGCCGUGAAAAAAUAAAAAUAGUCUCAGAAGUAACUAGAUUGAGCUUGCAAGAGAUCAAGCUGCGCCAAUAGCUUUGCUACGGCUGGUCUCAAUCUAGGGUCACCAUUUUGCGCUAAAUCAAUCAGAACCACCUGAGCAGAUUCCCCAUGUUGUACUCUAUGCUCCUCCACUCUAAGAAUCCUCUCUAACAUCCACAGUGCUUGCUCCUGAGCCUUUAUGUUCCCUGAUUCUAGAACUUUUAUAAUGGAUUGAAUACCUGAUGCCUUUGCUAUGCAAUUGCUUCCAUUUUCCCAAAUCUCAUCUUGUAAAAGAGUUGCAAGGGCAUUUAGAGCAGCUUCAUCGGCUUCCCUCUCUGUACCUUCCAAUAUUUGGACUAGUGGAGAAAUGGCACCUGCCUUGACUAAACAAAAUGUGCUUUUAACAAAGCAGUAACCAUCAUGAACUUCACAAAAUGCAUCCACAGAAGGAGGGACACACAACCACUUCGCUUUUUUAUUCUUUCUGAGAGAUAAUGAGUUCUUUGAUAGCUGAGCAAGUGAACUAGCAGCUCUGCAUUUAGCAACUAUUGACCUGCUUGAGAGCAACUUCACAAGUAAAGGAAUUACCCCUUGUUCUGCCACCAGAAGCUGUAGUUUCCUAUCAGAAGGAACUGUAAACCGAAGUAGAACACCAGCCAAACUCUCUAAUAGCAACUGUGAAGUAGUUGGAGUGCUGGUAGCCAAUAUGGAGAUCAGAAUGGGCAACAAGUUUGACCUUCUUAGAGCAUCUGUAGCUUUUUUAUCAUUGAUCGGUAUAUUGCUCAGAAUGCCAACUGCAGCAGAUUUUUCACUCUCAGAUGUUGAUGAUGCUAUAAUGUCAACAAUAACUUUAAGGUGGGUUGCUUCCAGCUGUUCUGUCAAUUCCUCUGGUAAAUGUUUUGAAAGGGUGUAAAGUAAAUCCAAGGCAGAAGUCCUGAUUUUCAUGUUACUUUCAGUAAGAAAGGGUAGAAUAACCU